AAGGGAGAGGAAGGAAGCCGCAUCACGGGGGCGGUCACAUCCAAGGUUCCCGCGGUGGAAGUCACCGGCGACGAGAUGCUCGUCGACGCCCGCGGCGAGAUGCUUGGCGGCGCCCCUCCAGAGUCCUCGCUCCCCACUGAUGAGUGUCUGAUGGAUGCCCGCAAGCAGACUGAAGACGAGAUCGGAAGUAAAACCGAGGCCUCCUUGAAAGAAGGGUUAGGUCAACAGCUUAAAACUGAUCAUAUGAAGAAGAGUAGAUAUUUAACAAGAGAUUGCUUGAACAGUGUGCCAUACCCAGGUACAGAUAUUGAAGAUGAAGAAGGGAAGCCUGGGAAUGAUAGGAAUGAAGAAGGGAGACAUCAGUGUGUGGAAGAUACUGAUUUAGAUGAGAGAGGCUAUGAUGUCGAGAUCACCGACACUGAAGCAUCAGACGAUUUGCUGUAUGAAGAAGUUCUGACGGUGCUGACUAAAAGUGCUCAAAGGAAAGAACAUCGGAAAGCUAUUUUGGAACGAAAAAAGAAGAGAGCAAGGAUUGACCCAAACACAAUCAAAGCCACAAUUGAUGAAUUGCGACCAAAGCUUACAGCCGGUGUAGCGCGCCAUACUUCUCCGAGAUUGUCAGUUUCAUGUGUAAGAGCCACCACAGGGUCCAGCUUGUUAGGAACAGCGGUUUCGGAUAUCUGUUGGAGCUGGUUGACUGUCCUGUACCCAGGGGGUUUGUGCAGUGGAUCGCUGACAGUGUUGACACAAAAGCAGAAGCAAUUGUUUUCAACAAGAAGAGCAUUCCACUGAAUGCUCAGUCAGUGGAGUUUGUGUUGGGGAUUCCUUCAGGGGAAACAAUCAUAAACACUAAAGAAGAAGAGGCUGGCAAACAAGCUUUUCUUGCACUUUUUGGGUUGACAGAAGUCCCAACAAUCAAAUUCUUUGGCAAUAAGCUGAUGAACGAAGAAAUGUCUGACGACCAGAUCAUCCGUUGUUUCCUGGUUGUGGCAUUAUCAACAUUCCUCUGCCCGACAGCAAACACUAAACCAAGCACCAAAUAUAUGGGAGCUCUAGUUAAUGUGGAGCAACUCAAGCAACUAAAUUGGUGCAGGUUUGUUCAUGAUUGGGAGUUGAUGUAUAUAAAGAAAUACCAAAAGGAAAAGCUGAAGCAGAACCGAACAAUGAUGACUCUAGGAGGAUGUCCGUUGCCUUGAUUUUACUGAUUUUGGCUCAAUUCAAAUCCCAUCUUUGAUGCCCAGGAUAUGUGUUUGGAAGGGAGAUAUGGUCAAGCAUUUAAGUGACAUGACCAUUGGAAGAGAUGGAAAGUAUGGAUGUCUGACAAUAAAAGAAGUAUCAGAAACCUGCUAUAAGGAUGGAACUUUUGAGUGGGCAAGUACGAUUAAGAAUUCAAAUUUCAGGAAAGCGAUAAACAAUGUUGCAGGGAAUUCUUUGUCUGACAAGGU
Molecule: messenger RNA, 1445 nt
Organism: Triticum dicoccoides
Lineage: Eukaryota; Viridiplantae; Streptophyta; Magnoliopsida; Poales; Poaceae
Exons: 8
Coding region: 76-792 (238 amino acids)
Source: RefSeq, a predicted model, not a curated record